Messenger RNA from Rotaria sp. Silwood1, 1949 nucleotides. The record is from the annotation of a GenBank genome assembly. Lineage: Eukaryota; Metazoa; Rotifera; Eurotatoria; Philodinida; Philodinidae.
AUGAACACAGAGAGUUUUCGUUUCUACAUUAAAGUGCGUACUGCACUAAAUAUUGAAGCAAGAACUAUUCACGACGUGCUGCAUACGGUUUUUGGUGAUGAAGCUCCUUCUUAUCGAACAGUUGCUAGAUGGGCUCAAUGGUUUCGUGAAGGUCGAGAAGAAAUUGAAGAUGAAGAACGAUCUGGAAGACCUGUAACUGAGACUACUCCUGACAAUAUCGAAGAAAUUCGUAGUAUUGUUAACGAUGAUCCUCAUGUUACAAUAGCAGAAUUACAGGAGCAUACUGGUCUAAGCUAUGGCACCGUUCAUCGAAUAUUAUCGGAUCAUCUGGAACUUAUAAAAAUUACUGCUCGUUACAUACCCAAACAGCUAACGGAUUAUCAACGAAAUGAACGAGUUCGAAUAUGCAAAGAAAAUCUAUCAAGAUUUACAGAAGGAGGAUGGCGUUUGUCUGACGUGAUAACGGGUGAUGAAUCGUGGUUUUUCCAUCAGCAAACUGGUAGAAAAGUUUCCAAUGCUGCUUGGGUGGCAAAAGAUGAUCCUCCACCAACAAUAAUACGACGAAUAAGUUUGCUUCUAAAACUUUAUUUUGCAUUUUCUUUAAAUCAACUGGUCCUCUUCUAAUCCAUCGUGUUGAACGUGAACAGACUAUCGAUCUCCAUUAUUACAUCGAAAAUUGUUUGCAACAUGUGAUCGAAGAAAUUAAGAAACAAAGACCUUCCUCAGGUACUCAUGCUAUCAAACUUCAUCAUAAUAAUGGACGAGCACAUGUUCAUCAAUAUGUCCUCGAUUAUCUUCGUCCAGAGGGAAUUACCAUAGUACAACAUCCGCCGAAUUCUCCAGAUCUAUCUCCCUGUGAUUUUUGGUUAUUCGACCUUAUCAAACGAAAUCUAACUGAUCAACCUAAUUCCGAAACGUUACAUCACGCCAUAACCAAGUUUAUGUAUUCUUUGGAUAAAGAUGAGUAUAGAAAAACGUUUGAGAAAUGGAUUCAAAGAAUGCAGUUGUGUGUAGAUAAUCAAGGUGAUUACUUUGAACAUUUAAUCAAAUAAAACUUAUUGAACUUGCUCAUGUAUUUUUGAUUUUCGAGUAUGCCGAUAUGAAUAAACGAUAAAGUCUCAGAAGAGACGAGAGAAAAGAAUAAAGGAAAGAAGAAAAACAAAGAAAAGAUCACGAAAAGAAUGCAUAUUGGAGACACUGUGAGGGUGUGUAACCGAUACACAUGUUAGACAAACUAGUUUUAUUAGAAUUUUGUUAUUAUGAUGUCAACCGAAGUAGAAUCAAAUAGCAUAGAAAGAAAGAGCAUUUUUCGCUCUAUCAUCCUAUGUAAAAAGAAUUUUUUAUCAAUCCUAAAAUAUGCUAAUAAAAUGUCGUUGCCACUACUUUUGGAUACCCCUAAGUAGUUAUCUGAUAGCUAACUUAUUUCAUAUCAUUUUCAAAUACAACAACUAAAGUUAUAACAAUCAUUAAUAUUUAAAUACAAUAAAAUAUAUAAACAUCUCGAAGUAUUACUUUAAUAACACAUUUAUCACUAGAAAAAAAGAUUUGAAAAAAUAUGAACUUCCUGUGGUUUCAUUAUCUUUAUCUUAGCACAUAGUGGGCACUAUUAAUUAAAAAAAAGAGCAAAGACAAAGGACUUGACAAAAAAAACGAUACACAAAAAAAGAGAAUAUACAAAGCGAAAAAAAAACUAAACGUUCUUAUAAAAAUAUUUUAUUCUUUUGCAUUGAUCGAAUCAAUAAAAUGUUAUCCAGUUGUUCAGGAUUAAGACUAGUUUUUCUUUCUUGAAUAUUCAAACUAGCUUCCGAGAACUGUCUCUCUAUACUAGCUGAUGUAGAUGGUAUUGAAUGAAUAGACCGGGCAUAUCGAGACAAACGGAGGAAUUUAUCUUGAUGCUCCUCUCAACAUGGCAAAGGAUCAGAUUCUAGUUUUGAUUUAUCAAGUUCUAA